AUGGGUCCACAACUAGAAUUCUUCAUCCGGGCUCUGUCUCGCGUGGCUUCUUGGUCCUUAUCUUUUUACCCCCAGCCCAUCUCCAAUUUCCGACGUGGUUCAACAGCUGGUCUAUCGAUCGAUUUCCCUACCAUCAAUUGCUUGGGAUUUUUUUACUACACUAUAUACAAUGCCGCUUUUCUCUAUUCGCCUGUAAUUCGCAGCCAGUACGCUGCCAGACACCCUCUCUCUGCCGAACCUACAGUUCGCAUAAAUGAUCUAGCAUUUGCGGUGCAUGCCGUCAUCCUGAGCUUGAUUGUCUACUCUCAGUUUUGGCCCUGUGUGUGGGGCCUGCAGGUCUCACGAUUCCAGAGACUAAGCAAGCCUAUCACACUUGUGUUUGGUGGGUGCAUUUUGGCCCCCCUGUUAGUCAUUUGGAUGGUUAUGGCGUCGAGCCCCGACAAGGGGUAUGACCCUUCGUCAUGGGCCUGGAUCGAUGUGAUCUACACGUUAUCGUACGCCAAACUUGUCAUCACUGUGGUCAAAUACAUUCCGCAGGCGUGGUUGAAUUACCAGAGAAAAUCCACAGUGGGUUGGAGCAUCGCCCAGAUUCUGAUGGACCUGGUAGGAGGUGUGUUGUCACUGUUGCAGCUGAUUCUCGAUUCAAGUUUGCAGAAUGACUGGAGUGGAAUAACUGGAAACCCUGUUAAGUUGCUGCUGGGCAAUAUCACGAUCUUUUCAGACUUGAUCUUUGUGGUUCAGCACUAUAUUCUCUACCGGGGUACACCGGAGAUCGAACGCGGAGAAGGAUCAGAACAUUAUCAGACCACCCCAUUACUUAAUGAUGCGGAGGCGCCGAGAUGA
Molecule: messenger RNA, 843 nt
Organism: Penicillium taxi
Lineage: Eukaryota; Fungi; Ascomycota; Eurotiomycetes; Eurotiales; Aspergillaceae
Product: putative L-cystine transporter
Exons: 3
Coding region: 1-843 (280 amino acids)
Biological process (GO): L-cystine transport
Cellular component (GO): fungal-type vacuole; vacuolar membrane
Molecular function (GO): L-cystine transmembrane transporter activity
Source: RefSeq, a predicted model, not a curated record